UGUGUAUGUGUUACUGUCUGUCAUAUUUGUGUUGAGUGAACUUGCGGACUGCGUCAUGAAAUGUGUCAAUAAAGUGUUCAAAAUACAGCAAGUAGAAAGUGAAGAAUUUACAUAUAUACAUACAUAUAUUCUGGAUAUCUAAAAUCAGCUUUUGAAAUUUGAGUUUAUUUGUUUUUCGCAUACUUUAUUGACAUCAUUUAGUUGAGCUUUAAAUUUAAACUGUGCACAAUCUUCAUAAUGCUUUACCUGCAUGGUCACAAUGUGUUUUAUUUGCAUUUUUGUUUUGCUAAUCAGUCUUCAAAUUUUCUAGCAAACUUUGCAAGAUUUUAUACUUAAAAAUCAAUCUUAAACUGUUAAUUUAUCCAUAGUAUUUGUUAAAACCAUGGGAAUUAAUCCAUUUUUGAUCCAUAUAUAUUGUAUUAUUUUUGGGACAUUAACAGUAAUAAGUAUCAAGUCGUGUUCAAGUCGGCAUUUCACAAUCAAACUCUUCCGGUUAAUGACCUCUAUCGGCUGUUACACAAAGCUAUAUAAUAGGUUCGUUCGAUAAAAUUAUGCAAUGAUGGACUUUCACUUAUUGGUUGUAAUUACCUGCAUCUUUCUCGCUUCUCUCUGCUCGCUUCUCUUCAUUAAUAGCAUUUUCCGACGUAAAACAUUCGAAGAUGUCGUUGCCGAAAAGAAAGCGUUUACUGACAAAAUCUACGCCCAGAGCAAAGUGGCUGCAAAGAAACCGAAAAAACAACAAACCACGAAGAAGGAUCUGAAGCGUGAGAAGAAAAAAUUACAACGUGAACAACAAAAAGACAAUACCGAGCAGGAGGACUCCGACGCACAGUCCGAACCAACAUCAGUGGAUGAUGAGCCGCAGGGUUUGUCUAAAUCUCAUGUUGAAUUCGAACCAGAUCCAGAAGUAAUUGUUGGCGCCACUCCAGAAGCCGUGCGACGCGCCAGCAUCGUUGAGCGUGAAAAAGAGAAUUUAACAGGCGGCAGUUCAAAACAGAAAUCGAAGAAAGAGAGGAAGAGCAAGACUUCGGGUAUUUUAGUAAACAAGAAUGAACCAGUUGUGGUGCGAGAGAAUUUGGUUAUUGAAGAACCAGCAAAUACUUUCGAAACGAAGCAACCGAAGGAUACAGUUGAGUUAAAAAAACACGAUAAGAAGGAUAAUAAUAAAAAAGAAAAGAAUGGUAAAAAAGACAAAAAAGAUGUGACAGUCGAAAAGCCAAUUACGUUAACUACUGAACAACAGCAGCCGCCAGUAGCCGAACCAGUUGUUCAACCGCAAGUUGCAAAGGAGCUUAAACAGCAGGAUGAGAAAGUACGUCACGGCUCUCCAAAGGCACAUGUUGCUAAUAAUGCCAGCGGAAACAAUAAAACAAAACAACAAAAUAAGAAGCAAAACAAAGAGACUGCUGCCACCAAAGAGCUUGUACUUGCACUUGAUAAACUUUCAGAUUCAGAUACUAUUGGCGUUUCAUUACUCAUGAAUCUCUUCCGCCGCGCUGAACUUAAUCGUUCCGAGAUACAAAUACUUAUCGAUUAUCUGUUGAAUAAGCAACAGGAUACACCUGCAACUCAUUCGGAAUGGUCUGACGAUAUAUGCCAGAAAUUAAAACGCCAAUUGGAAGAGAAGGAGAAGGCUUUGGCCGAGGAACAAGAAGCUUCCAUAGGUAUUCAAGCUAAAUUGCGUGAUUUACGUACAGAGAUCAAUGCAGAACGCGCCCAAUUGAAUGCCACUGUCAAAAAUUAUGUUGAAACGAUUAAUUCAAAAGAACAACAGAUUGCUUCACUCAAUCAGGACAUACAAGCGCUCAACGAUAAGUUCGCGCAGGAGCGUAAGCAAUUCCAGGCCAAACUUUUACUUGAAAAACAAAACGGUUCCCAAGAUUUGUUCGCACAAUUGCAACGCUUACAAUGCGAAUCGACGCACAAGGAUAAGUGUAUUAACGAUCUAACCUGCUUGGUUAACGCCUGUAAUCAGGCGAAUGAAGAGCUAAAACAACAAAUAAGUAUCCUCGAACAGCAACGUGAAGAGCUCGAACAAAUCUCGAAUAAUCGAAUUGUAGAAAUCGAAAAAUCGAAAACACUUGAAAUCGAAAACGCUGAACGGCAAUUGGAAUUACAUAACUUACAAAAUGCGCAAGAAUCAAUAAAAGCCGAUUUGACUCAAGUACGGCAAGAUCUUGAGGCACGAAACACCGAUUUGGUUGAGAAGCAGAAUCAGAUAGCCGCUUUGCAAGCUAAAAAUAACGAGUUGCUACAACAAUUGGCCGGCGUAAAUAAUCAUGCAGCGGAACAAACUAAGGAACAAUCUGGUUUGCAGGCCACAUACGAUGUACUCAAGCUACAAUUGGCUGAGAAAGAGGAGCAAUUCUCGGAAUUUAAUACUAAGCAUGCUUCAUUGUUAAAACAGUUGAGCUGUUUAGAAGCGCAAACGCAACUUAAUGCACAAACUAAUAAUGAUUUGCAAAAGUUGGUUCAGUCACUGCAGCAAGAUAUCGGUAGGAAGCACCAGCAACUGCAACAAGUCGAACAGACUGUGGACAAAUUAAACCUACGCGAAAAGGAGUUACUGCAACAACUCCAGGAGCAAAAGGAAAAGAACGAUGAUUUGCGUAAGAAAAACUGGAAGUUGGUUGAAGCUAUACAAAGUUGUGAAACAACAGCUAGACAAAGUAAAGCGCCUACGAGCGUAAAUGCAAGCUUAGUUCAACAGCAGCAAAUUUUCACAGCUUCGCAAAAACAAACUUCCGCCCCAGCCAAUACCACAACAGUUUCCGCUAAUGACGAGAAACAUGUGCGUGAAAUAUUCCAGCGUCUGUAUCCAGAGGCAGUUAAAGCUUGUGCCAGCACCGCGCUUAGUGUAUCUUUUGAGCAGUGGGUGGAACAGGUUUUGGCCACACAGUUGAAAUUAGCUGCAGUCAAUAAAGUAACUAGCAGCAGUAGUAACAAAUCAACACAAUCUAAUAGCAACAGUAGCAGCAGUAAUCACACCUCUUCAAGCCACACAAAUAACAAUUCACAUAAUGAUAACUUAAUCAAUAGCAAUAAUCGUAUUAGUAGCAACAGUAGUGGUGAUGGUGGAAGUAGUGGUAAUGACAAUGAUGUGGAUGCAGUUGAACUGCGUCUGCAAAAUAGUCAACUGCGCGCGAAGGUGGAUGAGUUAACUAAGCUUGUUAAGAAGACUAGUAACACAUUGUCAGCUCUUGAAGGGCAUGCGCUGCAAGAGCACGAGAAAUGGCAAAGCAUUUUAUUAGCAAAGGAUGAGGAAAUUUCUAGAUUGCAGCACUCAAAUGGAGCGGAGGGCAUUUAAUGUCGCAUCAUUGGAGUGUGUUUAGCGUUAGAAAAAUGCAAUUAAAAUGUAAUGCCUUCCAAAAUACAACAAAGCGUGAACAAUAUAUGAUACAACAGCCAACUACUUACAUAGAAAAGCAGACAGUAACCAUAAAAGUGGAAUAUAAUGACUGGCAUAACAAAAUAUGCCAAUUGCAAGCAUAUUUCUCACAGGAGCUUACAAAAGUAAAAUUAUAAGAAAAUACUUGCAGACCUAUCAGCAAACCAGAAUGUUCGUAAGCAUUAAUUUGCACAAUAAGCGAUGAAAAAGUAGCAAAAAACAAACAGCAGCAACAUGAAUCAUUCUAAAAUUAUGAUACAGUAUAGUAGGAGAUAAAAACUUAAAGAUAUUAAAAACCAUAAAGUUAAAUUUAAAAAAACAAACCAAUUAUGCGUGAAUAAAUGUGAAACAAAAAAAUAGCAAAAAAUAUAGAUUUUAGUAUAAGCCUAAAACUGUGCAAUGUUUGAUGAUUGAUAUGCAAAACGAAAGCAACAAAGGUAGAAAAUGAUAAUGAUUAAAAGUAAAUUGAUACAGCAAAUUACACUGCAGUGUAAUUAUGAAAUGCAAGAAUUAUAUAACCAAUAACAAGCUAGCAGUACCGAUUAUGGGAUGGAUGUAGGAUAGAAAAACGAAGAAUAUGUAAUGCUCUGCAAAGCUUAAUAGCAUUAUGCUGUUUGUGUUCCAUGAAACGUCUUUGCAUUUAUACAUACAAAUACAUGAAAAUACAUAAAUACAUACACAUAACCAAUUAAUGUUAUUUUAUACACCACAAAAGUAUGAACUGUAGACGUUAUAAUAGUAUUUGAAAGUUGCUUAUUGCAAGCAAUCUCAUUGGUGAUUGUGUUCGAAAAAUGCAUUGUAACUUUUCACACAUUCAGUUUAUAAGCAGCAACAACACUGCACAACGUAGAAAUUGCUUAAGGACACACAGUGCUUAGUUAAAAUAUAAUAAACAUAAAUUUUAACUAUAGUCUUGAGUUUGCUUCGAAAACGUUAGGAAAUAGUUGAAAUCAUUUAAGUUGUCCAAACAUUGAUAAUGCUCAUGUGGCAAUGUGGAAUGUGAAGAAAUCAUACUUUUCGUUAAAUAAAUCGAUUUUUCUCUUAUGUAUCCUAAGUAGCAGUUUUAAUGCUAUAAAUUUUAAUAAAAAGUAUAGAAACAUGAGAACGAGUUAAGGGGUUAGGUGUAGUCAGAUACAUGAAAAAUAACUUUUCCACCUCCGGGAUCAGCAAAGUGUUUUCCAGAUUUUCAUGAAAAAACUAACAGUUAAGUGUGUAUUAAAAAUCGAAAUAAAAAAAAUAUAUUAUAUAUACAUACAUUUGUAUAUCCUUGGACCAGACACUAAUUUUUCAUGUUUUCAUAUGAAUCUGUAUAAAUCAGAUUUAAAUCUACUGAGCGUUUUCAAAUUACAGCGCAUUUGAAAUUUUAUGUACACCCGAGAAGCCUUACCGAAUAACUCGAAAAAUGCUUGUCGGACUUACAUCAAAUUUUCAGAGAAUAUUUAUAUGAUAUUAUAUUUUAUGCAAAAGAAAAUUGAUUUUUUGAUAACUCUGUCUACCCCUAACCUCUUAAUAAACAUAUGAAUCCGUACAAAUAAUUUUUAAUAUUGAUUUUUUUUUCCACGUGUGACACUAUUAAAUUCUAAAUCGAUAUCAAAGCGCCAAAUCAUUUAAUUGUAUCAUAAUUCAAUGGAUAUUGAAGUAUCGAAUAUAGUGAAAUAUAUAAUAUCUAACGAAUAGAAUGUUUCUUUGUCUCUCUUUUGUUUUUAAAAUCUAGGCUUGAAAAAACAAUGCGAAGAACGAGAAAAUAAAACUGUUGUUGGCUUAAUCAUAGUUUCUAUUCAAGAGUUAAAACCAAUAAAGUCACUAAAGUAAUGAAUCAAAUAAAGUAAUAUUCUGCUUCGUUAUAGCUAACAUAAAGAUGUAAA
Molecule: messenger RNA, 5253 nt
Organism: Bactrocera oleae (olive fruit fly)
Lineage: Eukaryota; Metazoa; Arthropoda; Insecta; Diptera; Tephritidae
Source: RefSeq, a predicted model, not a curated record